This is a messenger RNA of Acanthoscelides obtectus, 535 nucleotides long. Lineage: Eukaryota; Metazoa; Arthropoda; Insecta; Coleoptera; Chrysomelidae. The record is from the annotation of a GenBank genome assembly.
AGCUAUCGCAACGCUUAGGCGGCUGCCGCCUUGCCGCACUGCAUCUUUGUUGUGCCGAGGCAUAAAUGGACUACGAAUGGGGUAUAGGUCUUCGUGAUUGCUGCUAAUAAAAAUUGAUGCAAGCGGUAUGUCGGACAUCGGCAUCUCAGCAGAGCAUCUGCAGCCGCAGAAAGAAGGCGAAAGUGGUCUUCCAAUUCUGCUGCAACAGCAGCAGCACGUGAGUGCGAGUGGACCCCGUCUCCAGCCGGUGCGUGUCUGUCUGCCGGUGCAUCAGUCGUAGGCGCGCGUGUCUCGCAGAGAGAUGCAGCAUCAACAGCAGCAGGGACGACGUCGGUGCACCAGCUCCUGGACGUCGGCAUCGGUGAAGGCGUCCAGCCUGUCGUCCUCGACGUCACUUUGGUGGUUGGUGGUGGUGGUGUUGGUGGUUGUGACGACUGCUGAGGGGAGGGUGAGGGGGUACGACCCGGCUGAGGAUGCAGGAGGAAGAGGACACCACGCACACGGGCCUGCGCAUAUCAAGCAUCAUCCAGGGUGA